This is a messenger RNA of Phragmites australis (common reed), 4479 nucleotides long. RefSeq names its product brassinosteroid LRR receptor kinase BRL1. The transcript has 2 exons. Gene Ontology annotation, biological process: protein phosphorylation. Lineage: Eukaryota; Viridiplantae; Streptophyta; Magnoliopsida; Poales; Poaceae. The record is from RefSeq and is a predicted model, not a curated record. Gene Ontology annotation, molecular function: protein kinase activity; receptor serine/threonine kinase binding; ATP binding. The coding region runs from base 458 to 4105 and encodes 1215 amino acids.
UUAAUUACUCGAUUAAAACAAUUCGGCCCCUCUUUCCGGGGCUAAUUGCCGUCGCAAGGAAAUCAGCUCGGCGAGGUUUUGUUAAUCCGAAAUGCGUUAAACUAAGCUAAUGGGAGGUUCAGUAGCGCCUGCCUCUCUCCUUACUUAAAUAGUCUCCAAGUGCUGCUGUGUGUGCUCUUCUAGUCUUCUGCUUUUGCUUCUCUCUUCUCUGCUACUUUCUCUCUCUUCGUCUCCAAUUGUUGUAGUUGUAGGUUGGUCUGCUGUUGUUCUUCCAUUCUUCAUGAGGGUUUGGGUUCUUGGGCAGUUCUUCGCUUGGCCAAGGGACGUCGCACUGCGAGUUCUCUCCAUCGACAUGUGAAGUCAUCCAAGAAUACGGCAGGACGCAAGAACUCGGCGGCCUUCUUCUCCAUUGGGGUCUCUUCAUUUUUGCGGGAAUCGACGCGUGCGAAUUAGAGUCAUGGCCGCCUCCCCGCCCUUGACGACGGCGGCCUCGUGCUUCUUGGUGGCGGUGGUGUUGCUGCUUCAAGUGACGGUGCCCGCCAUUGCCGGCGCCGAGGAGGAUGCAGCUGCGCUGCUUGCCUUCCGGCGUGAGUCCGUGGCGGACGAUCCGCGCGGUGCGCUCGCGGGCUGGGCGCGCGGCGCGGCGGAGAACUCCACCGCGGCGCCGUGCUCGUGGGCUGGCGUCUCGUGCGCGCCGCCGCCCGACGGCCGCGUCGUCGCCGUCAACCUCAGUGGCAUGGUGCUCGCCGGCGAGCUCCGGCUCGACGCGCUCCUCGCGCUCCCGGCGCUCCAGCGCCUCGACCUCCGCGGCAAUGCUUUCUACGGCAACCUCUCGCACGCCGCGGUCACGCCGUGCGCGCUCGUGGAGGUGGACAUGUCGUCGAACGCCUUCAACGGGACGCUCCCUCCGGCGUUCCUGGCGUCGUGCGGCGCCCUGCAGAGCUUGAACCUGUCGAGGAACUCCCUCGUCAGCGACGGGUUCCCGUUCGCGCCGUCGCUGCGGUCGCUCGACCUGUCUCGCAACCGUUUGGCGGACGCCGGCCUGCUCAACUACUCCUUCGCAGGCUGCCACGGCCUGCGGUACCUCAACCUCUCCGCCAACCAGUUCGCUGGGCGGCUGCCGGAGCUCGCGCCUUGCAGCGAGGUCGCCGUGCUCGACGUCUCGUGGAACCACAUGUCGGGCGCGCUGCCUGUCGGGCUCAUGGCCACUGCGCCGACCAACUUGACGUACCUGAGCAUCGCCGGGAACAACUUCACCGGCGAUGUCUCGGGGUACGGCUUCGGCGGGUGCGCGAACCUGGCGGUGCUGGAUUGGUCCUACAAUGGCCUAAGCAGUACCAAAUUGCCGCCGGGCCUCGCCAACUGCCGCGGGCUUGAGACGCUGGACAUGUCGGGGAACAAGCUCCUCUCUGGCCCGAUACCUACGUUCUUGACAGGUUUCUCGUCGUUGCGGCGACUGGCAUUGGCCAGCAACGAGUUUUCCGGUCCGAUACCGGAUGACCUGAGCCAGUUGUGCGGCAGAAUUGUUGAGCUGGACUUGUCAAGCAACCGGCUGGUUGGUGGCUUGCCGGCAAGCUUUGCAAAGUGCAGGUCCCUCGAGGUGCUUGACCUCGGUGGCAACCAGCUCUCCGGGAACUUUGUGGUCAGUGUUGUCAGUACCAUCUCCUCACUCCGUGUGCUGAGGCUCUCCUUCAACAACAUCACCGGCCUGAACCCGCUGCCGGUGCUCGCGGCGGGUUGCCCAUUGCUUGAGGUGAUCGACCUUGGGUCCAAUAAGCUUGACGGGGAGAUAAUGGCAGACCUGUGCUCAUCACUGCCGUCGCUGCGGAAGCUGUUCCUCCCGAACAAUUACCUCAAUGGCACAGUGCCGCAGUCCCUUGGCAAUUGCGCCAAUCUGGAGUCCAUUGAUCUCAGCUUCAACUUGCUGGUUGGCCAGAUUCCAACAGAAAUCAUGGCGCUGCCGAAGCUUGUUGAUCUUGUCAUGUGGGCGAAUGGCCUGUCCGGCGAGAUUCCGGACAUGCUUUGCUCCAAUAGUACUACAUUGGAGACAUUGGUGAUAAGCUACAACAGCUUCACUGGAGGGAUACCCCCUUCCAUCACCAAAUGUGUCAAUCUUAUCUGGGUGUCGCUCUCCGGCAACCGCCUCACCGGGAGCAUGCCUCGGGGAUUCGGUAAGCUCCAGAAGCUUGCCAUCCUGCAACUCAAUAAGAAUCAGCUCUCUGGCCAUGUGCCGGCAGAGCUCGGCAGCUGCAACAACCUCAUCUGGCUCGACCUCAACAGCAACAACUUCACCGGCACGAUACCACCGGAGUUAGCUGGCCAGGCAGGGCUCGUCCCGGGGGGGAUUGUGUCAGGGAAGCAGUUCGCGUUCCUGCGGAAUGAGGCCGGCAACAUCUGCCCGGGUGCUGGUGUGCUCUUUGAGUUCUUUGGCAUCCGGCCAGAGAGGCUGGCUGCGUUCCCAGCCGUGCACCUGUGCCCAUCCACAAGGAUAUACACCGGCACAACGGUGUACACAUUCAGCAGCAAUGGAAGCAUGAUCUUUCUCGACCUCUCCUACAAUGGCCUCACUGGUGCAAUACCAGCGAGCCUCGGGAACAUGAUGUAUCUGCAAGUCCUUAACGUGGGACACAAUGAGCUCAAUGGUACAAUACCAUAUGAAUUCUCAGGGCUCAAGUCAAUUGGCGCGCUUGACCUCUCAAACAAUCAUCUCACUGGUGGCAUCCCUCCGGGCCUAGGCGGUCUGAAUUUCCUCGCCGACUUCGACGUCUCCAACAACAACCUGUCUGGCCCGAUCCCUUCAUCAGGUCAGCUGACCACAUUUCCUCAGUCCCGGUACACCAACAACUCUGGCCUCUGUGGCAUCCCUUUGCCUCCUUGCGGUCAUGAUCCCGGGCGAGGAGGCCAGCCACCAGUUUCACCUGAUGGGAGGAGGAAGGUCAUUGGAGCAAGCAUCCUUGUCGGAGUAGCGCUCUCCGUGCUCAUACUGCUCUUGCUGCUGGUCACUCUCUGCAAGCUCAGGAGGAACCGCAAGACUGGAGAGAUGAGAACCGGGUACGUUGAGAGCCUUCCAACAUCUGGCACAUCAAGCUGGAAGCUUUCCGGUGUCCCUGAGCCACUAAGCAUCAAUGUGGCCACAUUUGAGAAGCCACUGAGGAAGCUCACAUUUGCGCAUCUCCUCGAGGCUACCAACGGCUUCAGAGCAGAGGCCCUCAUAGGCUCAGGGGGAUUUGGUGAGGUAUACAAGGCCAAGCUCAAGGAUGGCACCGUUGUUGCCAUCAAGAAGCUAAUCCAUUUCACAGGCCAGGGUGACAGGGAAUUCACUGCAGAGAUGGAGACCAUAGGCAAGAUCAAGCACCGCAACCUUGUGCCGUUGCUCGGAUAUUGCAAGAUCGGUGAUGAGCGGCUCCUCGUGUACGAAUACAUGAAGCAUGGCAGUCUGGAUGUUGUGUUGCAUGACAAGGCCAAGGCUGGUGUGAAGCUUGACUGGUCAGCAAGGAAGAAGAUUGCAAUUGGUUCGGCAAGGGGCCUCGCUUUCCUCCACCAUAGCUGCAUCCCCCACAUCAUUCACCGGGACAUGAAGUCAAGCAAUGUGCUUCUUGAUAGCAACCUUGAGGCCCGUGUCUCGGACUUUGGGAUGGCAAGGCUGAUGAAUGCACUUGAUACUCAUCUGAGUGUGAGCACGCUUGCAGGCACGCCUGGGUAUGUGCCACCUGAGUACUACCAAAGCUUCAGGUGCACGACCAAAGGCGAUGUCUACAGCUAUGGUGUUGUGCUGUUGGAGCUCCUGUCGGGGAAGAAGCCGAUCGAUCCAAAUGAGUUUGGUGACAAUAACCUUGUGGGUUGGGUGAAGCAGAUGGUGAAGGAGAACAGAAGCAGUGAGAUCUUUGAUCCCACACUGGCAGACACAAAGUCAGGGGAAGCUGAGCUCUAUCAGUAUCUGAAGAUCGCUUCCGAGUGCUUGGAUGAUCGGCCUAACCGGAGGCCAACCAUGAUACAGGUCAUGGCAAUGUUCAAAGAGCUACAGCUUGACUCCGAUAGCGACUUCCUCGACGGCCUCUCGAUCAAUUCAUCGACCAUAGAUGAAUCAGCAGAGAAAUCGACAUAACAUUUUCUGAUCCUUGCAGAUUUUGAUUCUCCGGAGGGAUAGAACAGCAACUAGCUCAGUCAUUUUAGCUCCGAGGUAGCAGAAGGUAGUCUCCUCCAAUUUAGUAGGAAAAGUUAUGAUUUUGAUUCCGUCACUGUAUAUAGUACACAAAUGGGUAGGGUGCAAUUGCGGAAAAGCUGUUCUCUUCUGUUGGAGAGAUCGGCAUGUAUUUUAGAAUGAAAUUCCCAGUGUUUCAGCAUCAAUCUUGUUGAGGAUGUAAUACAGAUAGCUUUUCUGCACCUGCUUAUGUUCUGGCUCUGUUUUCUUGCCUACACCUAAAAUUUCAUGUAUGAACGUCAUAGUGUCUUGCAACUUAAUACCGUCAUUACAAGAAC